This is a messenger RNA of Fundulus heteroclitus (mummichog), 4056 nucleotides long. RefSeq names its product H-2 class I histocompatibility antigen, Q10 alpha chain. The coding region runs from base 126 to 1451 and encodes 441 amino acids. Gene Ontology annotation, biological process: immune response. The record is from RefSeq and is a predicted model, not a curated record. Gene Ontology annotation, cellular component: external side of plasma membrane. NCBI's taxonomy places the organism in Eukaryota, Metazoa, Chordata, Actinopteri, Cyprinodontiformes, Fundulidae. The transcript has 12 exons.
UUACCAGGAACCCUGAACACAUCACGCGAAACAGACAGCAGAGGAAGGCGCACCGUGGCAUGCUGCUGGACCGGUCCAAAAAUAUUCAACUUUAGCCGAAGAUCUACACCUGAUUUGGGUUCAGAAUGCGUCUCCUGGUAUUUCUUGUCCUCCUUGGGACAGCACUGACGAUGCAAAGCGAAAAGCAUUCCCUCACUUACAUCUACACCGCCUUCUCCAAGCCGGUGGAUCUCCCGGGGCUGCACGAGUUCACCGCCAUGGGUCUACUGGACAACCGGAUGAUUGACUACUAUGACAGCGAGCACCAAACGAAAGUUCCCAAACAGGACUGGAUGAAAGAGCAUCUUGAAGCAGAUUACUGGAUAAAAGGCACCCAGUCCAGAAAGAGCAAGCAGCAAUGGUUUAAAGUCAACAUCGACAUCUUGAUGAAACGGAUGAGACAGAAUGACACGGAUACCCAUGUUCUGCAGUGGAUGCACGGCUGCGUGGGUGAAACUGGGCCUAAUGGCACCAUGAAGUUUAUCCAUGGGAUGGACAUGUACAAUUACGAUGGAAAUGACUUCCUGUCCUUCGACGACAACAACCAGGUUUGGGUUGCUCCAACUAGAGCGGCAGAGGAGACCAAGAGGAAGUGGGAUGAGGUCACGGUCCUGAAGGAAUACACCAAGGGCUACCUGGAGAAGGAGUGUAUGGACUGGAUGAGCCAGUUCAAAGAGUUUGGGAAAGAGCAGCUUGAGAAAGCCAUUCCACCUAAAGUGUAUUUGUUCUCACGUCCGUCCAAAACUGAAUCAACCACCAUCUUGACGUGUCUGGCCACUGGCUUAUACCCAAAAGAAAUCGAGCUGCGGAUCAGAAGAAACGGGCGGAUCCUCACUAAAGAUGACUUGGUGAUGACCACUGGAGUUCGCCCAAAUGAUGACAACACCUUCCAGAGAAAAGAUGAAGUAGAGAUUUUGAAGUCUGAUGAUUCCACCUACACCUGUGAAAUCAUUCAUCCUGCAUCUAAAAUGCGUGUUGAAAAGGAAUGGGAUCGAAAAGAUCUCAAAGAAAGUGGAAGUACUAGCAUCAUCAUUGGUGCUGCUGUCGGUGGCCUGAUUGUGCUUGUGGGGAUUGGUGUGACACUUCUUGUCCUCAAAUGGAAGACAAACAAACUCGAUUGCCCUGAAAAUAAUUCUGACACUGAAUCCAACUCUGGUGGAAAUGUGCUUGCUACAACGCAGUCCCUCAUUGCUCAACCCGUCUCCGGUGGAAAUUCACCUGCUACGCCUCUCCUUGUGAUAGAUGGCUCUGAAGAUAAAGACUCCCUUCAGAGCUCCAAAGGGUCUCAUGACAGCAAGGAUUCUGGACUUAAUUCCAUUGAGGAGUCUCUUGGCAGCAUGAACGGAGGACUUAAUUCAGGGAACUCCUCUGAUGAAAGCAAGACUAACCAAGACCCCGAUGGAAUUGUCUAAUCAUACGAGACAACAUAACAUCGCUGGAGCCCUGAACUUUAAGCAUCAUUUUGAUUCUUUUGGCUUGCUUCUGAAGCGCUUUCUAAUUAAGAUCCCUAGUUCUGUGGGUUUUUUUUUUUAAGCUGUGUUAUAAAAAAAAGAGAAGUUUUUAAUCUUUAAUCUGCUUUAUAAUAGAGGCUAAUAAUUGUGCUGCUACUUGAAAUGUUACUGGGCAAAUGUUUGUCCCCCCUGCAGUUUAGCAGAGCCACAUUUCAACAAUUGCAACAUUUUAAAAAAAAGGACAGUUACAUGUGAACCUAUAAGGUAUUACAUGAUUUAAUGUGAAACAGUUUCCCUUAAAGGUCUAAAAACUUUCCAAUGAUUUAAGUAUGGUAUUACUGUUACUAGAAUCCAUGUCCCAGUGAAAACAAAUGUUACAGAAAUGCCUGAAAUCUCUCAAACCUAACCCAUUUCCUAUAAAAAUGUACUUCUUAGUAAAAUAAUUAGAUUAAAAUACACCCUUAUUGUGACAAAAUGAAAAUAACUGUAGAUGAUUUUGCGUGUAAUAAUUUAAAGUAUCAAUCCAAAACUUCCAAAGAAAACUUUAAGGUAGUAGAACGUGGUAUGUAGUCUAGUCAUGACUGGACUUGAAAGGGUAACAGAGAAGAGCUUUGUGGGAGGUGGAAAAUCAGGUUUGUACGAGUAAUGCCUUCCUGUUCAUGCAGAUCAGUAGGAGGGCCUCUAGCCUGUUGGUCUUUUUCAUAGCAAACAUUUAGACCUGAAACAGCAGGGAAAGCAAAGUCUGUUGGGCCACAUUUCACUCCACCACCUAUGAAAGCUCUAUAUAGGAAGGCAGCCUUUAUUUAUAUCAUGUUUUCAUUACUUUGUCAAGUGAAAAUUCAGGAUAUUAGUUUGAGAUGAUUACACAAAGAUUUGGAUUAACGGCGCGCCCUUGGCAGAGCGGUUAGCGCAAAUUAUAUUAGGAGGCCUUUAGUCCUCGACACGGUCGGCCCGGGAUCGACUCUGACCCGUGGCGCUUUGCCGCAUGUCCUGUCAGCUCACUGUCAAUAAAACGUGUGCCACUAGAGCCGCAAAAAAAAAAAAAAAAAAAAUUAGAUUAACUGUUACAUGUGUGUUUGUGAAGUAAAUGUGUUUUGCAAAAGUAAAAGAUACUCAAUAUUCACAUAAUUGUAGGAAAUCAAUGAAAUAAGAUUGAUGCAGUUACCACUUGGUUACUCUAAGGUAAACUUAAAGGAGCAUAGUGUAAAAUCCAGGAUUUUUACACACGUCUGCCCCCUCUGGUGAAACGUGGAAAUAGCACCAGUGUUGUGCACGAACAUGGGAGGAGAGGAAAAAGCAUAUGCGACUGUACAGGUCUUUUGUUUCGAGGCGUAAUGUCUUCUGAGGAACAAAAGUCAUAAAAAUUUAGGUUAGUCCAUGUUCUCUCCCUAAUUCAUCAAUUACGGAGGAGACUCAAAAAAAGUAGGCAGGUAAAGGAGAGCGCGCAGUGCGUCACACCCAUGUGCACGCUGAGAGAAUUCAAUCUGAAUCACUCAUGAAAUGACUAAUCCCAUACUAAUUGUAUGGGAAAUAAUAUCAAUAAUGUUUAACUUCAAAACUUGCACUAUGCACCUUUAAAGAAAGUCAUAUGGAAAUUUCAUGUUAAGACUCAGAUAUUUUGACUGCUUUUUUUUCAGUAAGUCAUACAUUUCAGAUGUAAAAUGUAAGAAGAUAGAAGAUAUAUGAAGAGGGACAAUUUGGCUAACUAUUGAUAUGUAUACCUAAUAACAUGCUUUACCAAAAAAAAUGGCUUGGUUUGAAGAGACUCUCGCAAACAGCUUCAUUGGCAUAAAGUCAGAUUUGGGUUAGCCAGGUGUUACCUUUCAUAUACCAGCAAGUAAUGUGAAAAAGCAUUUGAGAAAUAUGAGAUGGUUCCUAAUCAGGAUGACAGUUGGAGCGUUCAUUGAACCUUGUACAUAUGAACCUUUUAGAUGUUCUUACAGGCUCAAGCUCUGUUACUUAAACUGCAACGGAUUUUAAUGCUUAAAUGAAUUUCCUUUUUUAAUGUUCAAUCAUAAUCGUAUGUAAUACACUGAAUAAAUUCACUUAUGUGCCUUAUGCCAUUAUUUGUGUUUGACUGUAGAUGGUUUAUUCAUGUUUUUAUUGUUUUUUUAUGGAAGUGGGAUGUUAUAUAUUCUUUGCUGUCUUUUUAACUUUUUGUUUCCUUUGCCAUUUAUGUUAAAAGAGAAAUAUGCACAGAUUGACAAUACAUAGCAAUUCGAUUUUGGAGUCUUGAAAAUAUUUUCUAAAAGCUAACAAACACAAAACAUGUAGACAUGUUUUGGGUUUUCUAUUGAAUCAAUAAUUUGGGUAUAUAAUUAUAUAUUAUAUAUUUUAAUUGUAUUUGGAAUUUGAUUAGAUUAGACUAUAAGUAUAUCUUUGAAUCUGAUUGUUGUUUUUUUUCGUUGGGAUUUGCUUGUUUUGUUAAUCUGGAAAUGAAAUGAGUAAUUGAGUUUAACUAUGUUGCUGUGGUGAUUUUAAGUGUUUGAGUGAUAAACGGCAGCAUUUUCAUGUCAAAAGCACUUUGUUUCAUAGCUUCAAUAAAAAAAAAAUUUUGAACACAAAA